AUCAUACGAAUUAAUGAUGAUUUAUUAAUAUUUCUAUUUAAUUUUCUCAAAAUGUUACAGGUUUGUGAAGUACAUGUGUUCUUUACUGGACCUGUAUUCAUGGAAGAAGCCGCCAAAUUUGGUUCCAUGCAUAGAAGAAGAAGCGUGUGGUUAUGAAAAAUCAAAUUCUUAUUCACAAUAAAGGACACGCCCAUCAAUCUUCCGUCUUCUAUAUUGCGAAAAGUCGAAAAUCCUCUUCUACUUCCAAGCCUUGAGAGAACUGAACAAAGCUCAUAUCCUUCCAAAACCGCAAACCAAACUUUGAGAAACUGUAGAGGUAGAUUCCGAUUAGCCAUGGAAAAUGGAGCGGCCAUGAAUCACGAAGCAAAAACUGCUUCAACCAUCACCAUUAAAGGGAUUCUCAGCCUCCUAAUGCAAAGCGUUGACGGGAAAGAUGGUGACAAGAGAGUGAUUUCUCUGGGUAUGGGCGACCCUUCUGUUUAUACUUGCUUCCACACCACUGAUGUUGCUCAGGAAGCUGUAGUUGAUACGCUUCAAUCUCAGAAAUUCAAUGGUUAUGCUCCUACCGUUGGUCUCCUCCAAACGAGAAGAGCAAUUGCUGAAUAUCUGUCCCGUGAUCUUCCCUACAAGUUAACAUCCGAUGAUGUUUUUGUUACUUCUGGAUGCACUCAAGCUAUUGAUGUUUCAGUGGCAAUGCUUGCUCGCCCGGGAGCAAACAUCUUGCUUCCAAGACCAGGCUUCCCUAUCUACGAUCUUUGUGCUGCAUUCAGACAUGUUGAAGUUCGCCAUUAUGAUCUUCUUCCAGAGAAAGGCUGGGAGGUUGAUCUGGAUGCUGUUGAAUCUCUUGCAGAUCAGAACACAAUCGCAUUGGUGAUCAUAAACCCUGGAAACCCUUGUGGAAAUGUGUACAGUUACCAUCAUUUAAAGAAGAUUGCAGAAACCGCUAAGAAGCUUGGAACUGUUGUGAUUGCUGAUGAAGUCUAUGGUCAUCUUGCAUUUGGGGCCAGUCCUUUUGUGCCAAUGGGAGUUUUUGGAUCUGAUGUUCCUAUUAUAACACUUGGGUCCCUAUCUAAGAGAUGGAUAGUUCCUGGGUGGAGAAUUGGUUGGCUUGUGACAAAUGAUCCAUGUGGAACUUUUAGGAAACCCAAGGUUGUUGAGAGAAUAAAAAAGUAUUUUGAUAUUUUGGGAGGUCCAGCCACCUUCAUCCAGGCAGCUGUACCUCGCAUAAUUAAAGAGACCGAAGAUGUUUUCUUCAUCAAAACCCUAAACAUGUUAAGGCAUACCUCAGAUAUAUGUUGUAAAGAGAUAGAGGAUAUCCCAUGCAUUUUUUGCCCUCAAAAACCUGAUGGGUCUAUGGCUAUGAUGUACAGGUUAAACUCAAUCUUUCACUUCUGGAUGAUAUCAGUGAUGAUAUUGAUUUCUGUUUCAAGCUUGCGAAGGAGGAAUCUGUCAUCAUUCUUCCAGGAACUGCGGUGGGGCUAAAAGAUUGGCUCCGAAUCACAUUCGCUGUUGAUCCAUCUGCUCUUGAAGAGGCUAUGGGAAGGACAAAAUCAUUCUAUAGAAGGCACGCCAGAAAGUGGUGAAAGCCAUAUCAAGUAUACAAUUAAAUUAGCUACUCUUUUCUUCGUUAUAUUAUGCCAGUGCCUUAAAUCUCUCCUGCAAAGGAAGUAAUUUAUUAAAACCACUUCAUUAGCAUGGUAAGAUGCCCUUAAUGUAACGUAUAGUCGCCUAUAGGCUUGGAUAUUUUUACUGGAAAUGCAUAAUAUGAUAAGACUUGAGCUCAAA
Molecule: messenger RNA, 1785 nt
Organism: Prosopis cineraria
Lineage: Eukaryota; Viridiplantae; Streptophyta; Magnoliopsida; Fabales; Fabaceae
Product: probable aminotransferase TAT2
Exons: 7
Coding region: 334-1482 (382 amino acids)
Biological process (GO): biosynthetic process; amino acid metabolic process
Molecular function (GO): pyridoxal phosphate binding; transaminase activity
Source: RefSeq, a predicted model, not a curated record